Penicillium pulvis is the source of this 1251-nucleotide messenger RNA. RefSeq lists its product as uncharacterized. Lineage: Eukaryota; Fungi; Ascomycota; Eurotiomycetes; Eurotiales; Aspergillaceae. Gene Ontology annotation, molecular function: O-methyltransferase activity. The transcript is spliced from 4 exons. Bases 1 to 1251 code for a protein of 416 amino acids. The record is from RefSeq and is a predicted model, not a curated record.
AUGGACCUCACCAAAAUCAUCAGCUCAAUCCAUGAAGCCGCAGAAAUGCUCUCUAACCAGGCAGAGGUUGAACCUCAGCAGCGAGCGGCGCUGUUUCAGGCCUGCGAAAAGCUUUCUGCAAUUGUCGAGCAGCCGAGGUCAAGACUAGAAAAGGCAACUCAUGCUAUGACCCCGGUGGUAGCCACUCGUAUCGCUAUUGACAUGGGAAUUUUCGACUUUGUCCACAAUUCCCCAAAAGACGAAUUCGGGGCCCACGAAAUUGCAUCGCAAAUCAGAGGAGAUUCUUUGCUUGUUUCACGUAUUUUGCGAUUUUUGACAGCUUCCGGAAUUCUCAGUGUCACUCCAGGUGGAAAGUACAAACCAGAUCCUGUGGUGAAGGAUCUUGCCAAGGGGGGCUACCUGGAAAGUCGGAUUAUGAUGAACUUUGACAUCCACUCUCAAAUAUAUGCAAAACUACCUCAGAUCUUGAGGGAGACACAAUACUCAUCUCCUUCAAAUGCCUACGCAGGACCAUUUCAAUAUGUCAUGCGCACAGAGGAGCAUUAUUUCGACUGGUUAAAGUCGCAUCCGAUCCAACUCGAUGCCUUUAACCGUACAAUGCAGGCGGGUGUCGUACGUGACAAUACCGCGCGAUGGACCGCAAUAUUCCCCGUGUCACACCGGUUCCAGGAAUUCCAGUCUUCAAGCUCUUCCGGUGAUAAACGGCUUCAGUUCGUGGAUAUCGGGGGAGGAAUCGGUCACGAGAUCAAAAUUUUGCUCGAUACCAUUCCAUCUCUUCGGGGGCAAUUCAUCCUCCAAGAUUUACCCGAUGUCAUCCAAAGUAUGCUACCAGGCCUCAAAACAACUGCUGCCACGCAGACAGUGCAGGGUAUGUCAUAUAGCUUUUUCGAGCCACAGCCCGUCAUGGGGGCGGAUGUCUACUUCUUGGGUCGUGUUCUGCACGAUUGGCCAGAUGUCCAGGCGCGGAGCAUCCUGCUGCACAUUCGAGAUGCGAUGGAUGAGACAUCCAUGCUUCUUAUUCACGAGCGUGUGUUGCCGGACGGUCCUACAAGGGUUCACCUGUCGGACGCUAUUAUGGAUCUCAACAUGAUGAUCUUGUGUUCGUCGCUGGAGCGAACGGAGACGCAAUUUCGAGCUCUGCUCGAGUCUGUGGGACUGAAAUUGGUGAGAGUGUGGCGUCCAAAGAAUGCUGGUCUUCAGCAGCAAGCGGUGCUCGAGGCCAUCUGUGGGGAUUUUCCUGGUGAUGUUUGA